Messenger RNA from Spinacia oleracea (spinach), 2611 nucleotides. RefSeq lists its product as uncharacterized. The coding region runs from base 434 to 2611 and encodes 725 amino acids. The record is from RefSeq and is a predicted model, not a curated record. The transcript is spliced from 13 exons. NCBI's taxonomy places the organism in Eukaryota, Viridiplantae, Streptophyta, Magnoliopsida, Caryophyllales, Amaranthaceae.
GCCAAGAUGGCUGUACCCCCUGCCCAAAACGACGCGCAGCGUCGUUUGGGUAAAAUACCCAGGUACAACCAACUUGGCUGUACCCCCUGCCAUUGUUAGGCGCGUGGAACCCACGCGCGGGUAAGCAAAUAUUGUGGCACGUGAUGGGAAUAAAUUUCGCGCAAGAAUCGCCUAUAAAUACAAAAAAAAAAGAGGAAAAUCAUUUCGAAAACCUUUCAAAUUCUCAGCACGCAAAAAAUUUUCUCUCUCCUCUGCCCACUCUUCUACUUCGUUGUUUUCUCUCUCUUAAAACCGCCAUUAAACUUCCUGCAACCACCUCAAUCAACUUUCUCUCUCUUCAAACCGCUACUAAUCUUCAUUAUUAAAGCUGAAUUUCCACAAAAUAUCAAGAGAAGAAAUCUGUGACUUCUUUUUACUGAAAAAAAAGAGAAAAAUGGAUGUUCGUGACGAAAUUGACAUGAACAAGCUUCAAAAUCCACCGAAAAGCAAAAAAAAAACGAAGAUGCCGAAAGAAAAAAAGGAAACGACUGGAAGAUCUAGUGAAGAGCAAAAAAUCGGGAAUGCAAAGCAACCAGACAUGAAGGAAACUGGAAAAUACGAAAUUGAGAAGGAAAUUGAAGCUGAAAAGCAAAUAGACACAUUCCAUGAAGGAGAUGGGAAGGCAUGUACAACUUCUGAGACAGAAGUUCAAAAACCAUUGAGUGAAGGAGAUAAGAAAUCUUCAUCAAAAUCACAGCCUGAAGUUCAAAAAACAUCAAGGGGCAACAACUUACUGAAACAACUUUUAGCAAAGAGCAUAAAGCAGAACAACAAAAAAAAGGCUGCACAAAUGGUAGCUGCAGCUGCUGCUGCUGCAAUGGCCAGCAAAGAAGCUGACAAAAAGAUAGAUACAGCUGCCGUUGCAGCACAAAUAGAAGCUGAGAAAAUGGCACCUGCAGCUGAUGCAGAAGACAAAAGAGUCGCUCAGAAAAAGGCGUAUGCAGCUGAGAAAGAAGCCAAAAGAGUGGCUGAGGAAAAGGCAUCUGCAGCUGAUGCAGAAGCGAAAAAACUGGAUGAGGAGAAGGCAUCUGCAGGUGAUGCCCAAAGAGAAGCUGAGCUGAAAGAAGCUGAAAACAAGAGGAUCGAGGCUAAUAAGAAGAAGGAAGAAGAAGAUAAAGCUGAAGCAAUGAAGAAGGAUUUAGAGGAAAGAAAGAAAGAAUAUGAAGAAAAAAUGAGCCAGCUUAUGGCUAAAAACAACAAAGAGUUGAUAGAGGAAGCGGAAAGGAAAGAAGCUGAGAGAAAGAAAAGAGAAGAUGAGAGAAAGAAAAAAGAAGACGAUGAUGCCACAAAAGCAAUUGCCAUGGUGGUUGAAAAUGUAAAUGCUUCAGAGAGUGAAGCUCAAACCAUUGGUGGUAAAGGCACAAAAAGAGGAAAGAAGACACCAGCUACCAAGAAGAACACCAUUCUAAGUAUUACUAUGGAUGAAGAACUACAAAAGAAGUUGCACAACAUAUCAGAUUCAUACAAUCCGAGAAGAAGUACAAGAUCAAUAGUGAAAGUGCAACAAAAUGUUUGUGCUGAAGUAGUUAGCAAAGAAGAAUUUGAAGGCAAAUAUGUUUCUGGAGUUACUUCCAAAGUAACAAAUACUCCAAAGAAAAGGAAAGCGGCUGAGAAAGAAGAUGAGGAUGAGCCUUUGGAUGUUGAGAUAAUAAAAAUAAAAAAACAAAAAGGAGUUGAAAAAAAAGCACCUGUUAAGGGAAGAAUUCUUCCUCUUAGGAGUGCAUUGAAAAGAAAUAAGAAAAAUGAUAUUGAAGAAGUGAAAGAAGAACAGAAAACAGAACUUGCAAAAGUCAAUGUUAAAGGGAAAAGGAAAAUGAAAAAAAGAAAGGAAGAAGAAGAAGAGGUUCAAGAAGAAGAGGAGUUAGAGGGAAAUGAUGAAGAAGAGCAAGAAGAGGAGGAAGAACAAAAUGAGGAAGAAGAGGAAGAAGAGGAAGAAGAUGAGGAAGAUGAGGAAGAUGAAGAAUGGGAAGAAGAAGAAGAAAAAGAACAAAACAAGAUGCCAAAAGAGAAAACCGUACCGGUGAAAGAUAGAACAGCAGCAAAAGCAAACCUACCUGCUGAAAGAAAAACAAAAAGGAAAAUAACUGAUGAAGAAUAUGAAGUGAAGGAAGAAAAUAUAGAAAAAGCUUUAAUUGUGGAACGGGAGGUUUCCCCUUUGGCGAUGAUUACCAAAGAAGUUCCUGCAAAAAAGAAACCAAAGAAAUCAAUUGCUGUUUACAAGGAAAAAGUAGCAGAAGAAGAGGAAGAAAAAACUGGAGUUAGAGGAGGACAUGGAAAAUUCAUCACUUUCAUUUCCAUGAUGAAUGAACAGAAGAAGGAGGCCGUUCGGAAUAUCGGUCUAGGAGCAUUGCUAGAUUUCCAGCUACCUACUUCAUCCCAACAAUUUGUUACAUGGCUAUGUAACAACUUUGAGGAAAACAGCCAAUAUCUUUAUCUGCCGAAGAAUGAGAAAAUCCUGAUAGAAUUUGAGGACGUGAAAAAGAUAUAUGGCCUUCCUAGCGGUGAAGUAGACAUAGUUGAGGCAAAGUCUGACAAGGCUAGUGAAGAGUUUUCUGCAUUCAUGGCAAGGUAA